Molecule: messenger RNA, 414 nt
Organism: Nicotiana attenuata
Lineage: Eukaryota; Viridiplantae; Streptophyta; Magnoliopsida; Solanales; Solanaceae
Exons: 2
Coding region: 1-414 (137 amino acids)
Source: RefSeq, a predicted model, not a curated record
AUGGUGCAAAGCUAUCGGAAAACAGUUUAUCUUGGAGAAGUUAAGAAGAUACGGGAGGACAUAGAAGAUGUCUGUGUGGUAGAAAAGAUCCUUCGCACUUUAACACCUAAAUUUCAUUUUGUGGUGUGUGCCAUUGAGGAGUCUAAAGAUUUAGACUCUAUUAUGGUGGAGCAAUUGGAGGGUUCUUUACAGCCCCACGAAGAAAAGAUCAAUAGGAGACAAGAAGUGCCGUUGGAGCAACUUCAUAAAACUCAGGCAUCCUUCAAGGAUUAUGGAGGUGAAAAGAGAUAUCGAGGGAAUGGACGGGGACGAGGCCGUGGCGGUCAUGGAAAAGGAGGAAGUAAUGGUAACAACUUCAACAAUGAAGUCAAAAUCCACCAAACAUUCAGAGGUCGUGGUUGUGGACAAAGAUGA